Molecule: messenger RNA, 2958 nt
Organism: Salvia miltiorrhiza (redroot sage)
Lineage: Eukaryota; Viridiplantae; Streptophyta; Magnoliopsida; Lamiales; Lamiaceae
Product: pentatricopeptide repeat-containing protein At4g19220, mitochondrial
Exons: 1
Coding region: 144-2957 (937 amino acids)
Biological process (GO): RNA modification
Cellular component (GO): intracellular membrane-bounded organelle
Molecular function (GO): protein binding; RNA binding
Source: RefSeq, a predicted model, not a curated record
CUAACACAUAAUAAAAUAAUUUUUUACGGUCUCAAAAAAAAAAAAAAAAAAUUACCCAUCUUUGUUUUAUUUUUUUCUUUUGAAGCUCGUAAUAGAUUAUCAGCUUGCAAGCAUAUUACAUUACAUAUAUUGUUAGGAAAGUAAUGCUCGGGCUGAUAUUGGCAAUCAAGCAAUCUCUACUUGUAAAUUUCAGACCAAGUUUAGGCUUUGGAUUUGUAAGCCAUCUACACUCUUCAUGCAUUCCCCUCCAACUCCACGAAUUCAGCUCCACAGCCUCCAUUGCCCCUCUACCAAUCAAGAGAUCCCAUGUUGUCUAUUCGCAUGCGCCCCAGGUGCUCGACGAAAUGUCUCACAGAGCCCAGCAAGAAUCAACUCCAUCGCCGGAUGCGUUCAAGAUUGUCCAACGCGUCAUGGAGCAACCGAGCACCGCAAAUGUCGCAUUGGCGCACGCCUUGGCCGUGAAACAAGGGGCUCUGGCCCAUUUGCGCACCGCCACUUCUCUGCUCACUGUUUAUUCGAGGUGUAAGGAGUUGGCAUCGUCGUCGGCCUUGUUUGCUGAAGUUGUUGGGAGAGAUGUGGCGUUCUGGAACGCUAUGAUGAGCGCGUGCAUAGAUAAUAACUGCUGCGAAGCUGCGGUGGGCGUGUUCAAGAAAAUGGUUGUUGAGGGGAAUGAAUUCGAUGCCAUAAGUCUCGUUGCUUUGGUAUCGGCGUAUUCGAGUUUGAAAGCAGUUGGGAAAAAGGGUCAGGUUGUUCAUGGAUUGAGCAUCAAAGCAGGGAUGCUGGCAUACACUGUCUUGAGCAAUGCCGUGAUUGAUAUGUAUGCCAAGUGUGGCGCUUUGAGCUCGUCGGAGUGUGUGUUUGGGGAGGUGGAAUUCAAGGACCUCGUCACGUGGAACUCGAUUAUCAGUGGCUGUUUUUACAAUAGCCACCCCGAGAGGUCGUUGUGGUAUAUCAAAAACAUGGCUUCUUGUGAGAAUCGGCCUGAUAGUAUUAGUUUCUCCUGUGCCUUGGCAGCGUGUACUAUCCUGCAGGAGCUCGAUUUCGGGCUGGCAGUUCACUGUUGGGCGACCAAGUUGGGAUACGCGGUGAGCAGCCAUGUCUCGGUUUCUAACUCCCUUAUUUCGUUCUAUGCUCAGCUCCGAGAUAUCUCUGCUGCUGAAUGUGUUUUUGGAGAAAUGGUGAUCAAGAAUGUGGUGUCUUGGAAUGCCAUGAUUAAAGGUUUGUUUCUGAAUGAGCAAGCUGUGAGAGCGUUUCGCCUUGUACGUGAUAUGCAGCUAGUGGCAUCGAUUCAGCCUGAUAUGGCUACGGUUGUCACUGUGGUUCCAUACUGUGCUGAACUGAUGCUCCUAGGAGAAGGUAAAGCUGUUCAUGGUUUCAUCAUUAGGAAAGGGAUGGCAUCCGAAACAUCGGUUGUUAAUAGUCUGAUUAAUAUGUAUUCCAAGUGCAGUAAACUUAAGGAAGCUUGGUGUUUAUUCUUGACUAUGCCAAAGAAAGACUUGGUGUCAUGGAACACUAUGAUCUUUGGAUAUGCCCACAACGGGCAAUACUGGGAAGCUCGAGCCCUAUUCAAGAAAAUGCUCGGUUGUUGUUCUACGUUCACCUUGCUAACUCUUUUGGCAGUUCUUCCAUCCUGUGAUUGUCCAGAUUCAGUUCAAUUUGGAAGAUCGAUUCAUGGUUGGAGCAUCAAGAUGGGUUUUUUAAACCAAACAUUUGCUGUGAAUUCCCUCAUGCACAUGUACAUUAGUUGUGGAGCCUUAUCGGAUGUUUCUGCAUUGUUCAGAAGCACCUCUGUUAAGCUCGAUGGUACUAGUUGGAACACGGUGAUUGCUGGCUGCAGUCACAAGGGCCAUUUCCGGGAAGCCUUGAAUUAUUUUGACUUAAUGAGGAGGCGAGCUCAGGCUUACUGCAGCUCUGUAACAUUUGGAAGUGUUGUGUCAGCUUGUGGGAAUCUUGGGUUAGCGAUUGAAGGGAAAGUAGUUCACGGUUUAGCUCUUAAAACGGGGGCAAGUAGCGAUAGACGGGUGCAGAACGCGCUGGUGACGAUGUAUGGCAGAUUAGGUGAUUCGGAGAGUGCUACAUUAGCAUUCAACCUUAGUCACGAUCACAACUUAUGUUCAUGGAAUUGUGUGAUAUCUGCCAUGUCACAAAAUGAAGAUGCCAAGAAAGCUCUAACAUUGUUCCGUUCUCUUGAAUUCGAGCCUAAUGAGAUCACCAUCUCCACUGUUCUCUCCGCUUGUGCCCAGCUAGGAGCCAUGAGUUACGGAAAGCAGAUCCACGGGCACGUUUUCAGGUCAAAUCUCCACAAAAAUCCUUUCAUAUCUGCUGCACUAACAGACAUGUACAGCAAUGGAGGCAGGCUAGACAUGGCCGAGCGAGUUUUCCUGCACUCACCGGAGAAGUCAGUUGCUGCGUGGAACUCUCUGAUAUCUGCUUACGGAUUCCACAACUUGGGCUCAAGGGCAAUCGAGACAUUCAACGACAUGAUCAGGUCAGGGGGCCGUCCAACGAGUGGCUCGUUCACAAGCCUCCUCUCAGCAUGCAGCCAUGCCGGGCAGGUUGAUGAAGGGCUCGCCUACUACGAGUGCAUGAUGAGCAGAUUCAAAGUGGCGCCUGCAGCCGAGCACCAUGUGUGCGUGGUUGAUAUGCUCGGGAGGUCGGGGAGGAUCCGUGAGGCUCGUGAUUUCAUCGAGCAUCUGCCUAGCAGAGGCGAAGCAGCGGGCGUGUGGGGAGCCCUGCUGAGUGCGUGCAGCUAUCAUGGAGAUGUGGAGAUGGGGAGAGAAGUUGCAGAAAUCCUCUUCUCUAUGGAGCCGGAAAAUGGGAGUUACUACGUAGCGUUGUGUAAUAUGUAUGUUGCUGCAGGGAAAUGGGAGGAAGCUGUAGAGUUGAGAAGUGUGAUACAUGAUAAACACCUCAAGAAACAACCUGGUUACAGUUUUAUUGAUAUUGGUUUGAGGUAAA